This is a messenger RNA of Daphnia pulicaria, 1207 nucleotides long. RefSeq names its product chymotrypsin-like elastase family member 2A. Gene Ontology annotation, biological process: proteolysis. The record is from RefSeq and is a predicted model, not a curated record. The transcript is spliced from 6 exons. The coding region runs from base 26 to 1030 and encodes 334 amino acids. Gene Ontology annotation, molecular function: serine-type endopeptidase activity. Lineage: Eukaryota; Metazoa; Arthropoda; Branchiopoda; Diplostraca; Daphniidae.
GUCUUAAUUCACUGACUUACCAAGAAUGUCCACUUUUCUUUCCCGAGCCCCUGUUUUCAUCGUGGGUAUUUUGGCUUUUACGUCCAUGUAUUUUUUAUUCUUCAUGACUAAGUCACCGCCUGGUAACGCUCAAUACGCUUGUGGAGUGUCCAAUAGCAUCUCGAAGGCAAACAAAGGCCAAGACAAGAUCGGUGUCGGAGUGGAGGCAGACUAUAUCGAAUUCCCUUGGCAAGCCGACAUUCGAAUAUUCACGAAGAGCGGUACUAGGCACACUUGCGGAGGAAGUUUGAUAUCAGAUCAAUGGAUUCUUACAUCUGCUCAAUGCCUGAAGACAAAUAUUGAAGGGGAUCGAGUUGCAGAAAUGUGGGUUACACUGGGCAUGCACAACUAUAAAACGGCGGUUGAUGUUAACCGACAAUCCCUCGAAUUAGACAUGAAUAGCUUCUUUUUUCAUCCGGACUAUUCGGAAACGCUGACCGCAGAUAUCGCCCUGAUUAAACUCCCAUCUGUCGUCACCUUCUCAAGAUUUGUUCACCCAGUUUGUCUGGCCGAUUGGAAAGAAAUAGAUUACGUCGGUGAACAAGUCACCAUUGCAGGAUGGGGUUCAACUUUUAAAGAUCAAAUGGAGUACUUUCCCAAUGAUGCAGUCCUUUACAAGAUGAGGGCCACUGUCAUGUCCAAGUCGUAUUGUAGAGAUUCUUUCGGCGAGAUUGAAGACAGUAUGUUAUGCACCAAAGGCAAUGGUCUCGGAAGAAGUGGAGCAUGCAUCAUAAGCGACUACGAUCGCGGCAGUCCGCUGAUUUUCAAACGUUCAAAUGGCAAAUGGAGACAAAUUGGAAUCCUUUCGCUUGCUAAAGAUUGUAACAAAAAACCUUCCAUCCUUUACACUAGAGUCAGUUUCUAUGCUCCAUGGAUUAAACACACCAUGGCGCAUUCAUCGGGAAGCCACUCAUUUUCCUUUUUAUCUCCGACCCUCAUUUCAAUUAAUUUCAUUAUGAUUUACCUUAAAAAUUUAACAAGCAAAGUCUAAAUCAGAACAGUAAUUAAUUUUUCCCAUUCAACGAAAAGAAUCAACACAAAAACUGAUUUCGUAAUUUUUGUACGUUCCCGCUGUUCCGUAAGUUCUUCGCCGUGUGUGGCGCCACCAACGCCUUGGUUGUGUAUAAUUCUGUCAUGCAUUCUGUGAAAUCAAAUUUAGUCUACUGCA